GAGUGGAGGCGGGAGUGAAGUCUCGCGAGAGGAGGUGGUUGCUGUAGCGGAGCCCUCUGUGUCUGAGGUGCCGCCUCUGUAGUCGGGGACGGUUUGCUGAGCCCGUUAGUGCUCCAGACUGGUACCGACGCCGCUGUCAUGUCCCGCUACCUGCGCCCCCCAAACACGUCUCUCUUCGUCAGGAAUGUGGCCGACGACACUAGGUCUGAAGAUUUACGGCGUGAAUUUGGCCGCUAUGGUCCUAUAGUUGAUGUGUAUGUUCCACUCGAUUUCUACACUCGUCGUCCAAGAGGAUUUGCUUACGUUCAAUUUGAGGAUGUUCGUGACGCUGAAGAUGCUUUACAUAAUUUGGACAGAAAAUGGAUUUGUGGACGUCAGAUUGAAAUACAGUUUGCACAGGGGGAUCGGAAGACACCAAAUCAAAUGAAAGCCAAGGAAGGAAGAAAUGUGUACAGUUCUUCACGUUAUGAUGAUUAUGACAGAUAUAGGCGUUCUAGGAGCCGGAGUUAUGAAAGGAGGAGAUCAAGAAGUCGGUCUUUUGAUUACAACUAUAGAAGAUCUUAUAGUCCUAGAAACAGUAGACCAACUGGAAGACCACGACGUAGCAGAAGCCAUUCCGACAAUGAUAGAUUCAAACACCGAAAUCGAUCUUUUUCAAGAUCUAAAUCCAAUUCAAGAUCACGGUCCAAGUCCCAGCCCAAGAAAGAAAUGAAGGCUAAAUCACGUUCUAGGUCUGCAUCUCACACCAAAACUAGAGGCACCUCUAAAACAGAUUCCAAAACACAUUAUAAGUCUGGCUCAAGAUAUGAAAAGGAAUCAAGGAAAAAAGAACCACCUAGAUCCAAAUCUCAGUCAAGAUCACAGUCUAGGUCUAGGUCAAAAUCUAGAUCAAAGUCUUGGACUAGUCCUAAGUCCAGUGGCCACUGAUAGUAUAAACCAUGAUAAUUUUUAGGCAUGUAUCAUUCAUUUACUCAUAGGUUGGUAUACUUAAAUUAUCAGGAUUACAAUGUUGCAAUGAUGCGUAAAAAACACUUGUUAGUUUUCCCUGUUCCAGGCAAUGGUUAUAAUUAAAAUGAUAUGCUGUUGAGAAGACACUCUUAAGAGUCCAGUUUGUUUAAUGUUAUGGGCAGCUACCAAUAUGUGGUGUCUCUGUAUAUUUUUGUAAAGAUUCUCAUUUUUUAUGCUUGAAGUAUUUGGUGAAAAGAUGUUGGUUGACCAUAAUUUGCAACAUUGUCUUAUUAAAAAUAAACUUUCAUAUCCAUAUUUGGUAGAACUGUUAACCUAGAAAUGUAGUUUGCUAAUAAGAUAGAAUGAUACAAAAGUGAAGUUGUAGCCACAGUACAACACUGACUGCUCAGAAACAUUUAGGUUCAGGGUGGACCUUUAUGUCUUUCAAGGUGGGUAGGCCCAGAUAAGAGCUCAUUUAUGAUGCGGUGUGGAAAAAUUAACCCCACUGUCUUGGGCAGUGAUGCGUGUUUUCUGUUGCUAUGAAUAUUUGGAACAUAAACACAUCAAAAAGCUCCCCUUUAAAUUUGAGCAGGUCAAUGAUGGCAGAAAUAAUUUUAAGGAGGAAAGUAUGUUCUUAGUAGUUACUCUAAAAUGUAAGGAGCGGUGUUGACCAUUGUUGCUUAGUUUUUUUACUGCUGUUUGAAGUAAAUUGUUUCAGUGUAAGUUUUAUUUGUGUGUAUGUAUAGGGUAAAGGAACUGAAUUUUGAUGCUUACAGCACUGAGCAUGUGCAUUUGUAUCAAAAUUUGACUGCUUGUUUAUGAGGGAGGCUUGCUGUUCACAUUUCAAUUUAUUUACUGUGAGGCAAGUUGAAAUACAACACUCCCAUCCUAGGUGAUUCUGUGGUGCCAUGAAAUUUUAAAUAAUUUUGGAAAACAGGAUUAGUUUAAGGAAGAGCCACAUCUUUUGAGUUUUUGAUUAUCGUUGUAGUAGCUGACUAAAAAUGAGGAAUUAAUACCUCAAUUAUUUAUAAUUUCUAGUAUCUCUAAAAGAUUGUUUGGAGGCAAUAAAAAAUGACUUGAAAUGUCCAGUCUCAUUUCACAAUAAAAGCUAGCAUUUUCUAAAAUCUCAGAAUGCUUGCUUGCAGAUACAAGAAAGAAAUAUUGUAGGGAAAUGAUUCCUUUUAGAGAAUUUUUUUUUUCAAUUUUGAGUUUAGAAAUCUAGGCCUUGCCUGUAAAGAUAAAAAAAUGGUUUUUACAUACUGUUUGUGGAAUGUGUUUAAAGGAUUGAUUCUAGAACCUUUGUAUAUUUAAUAGUAUUUCUAACUUUCAUUUCUUUACUGUUUGCAGUUAAUGUUCAUGUUCUGCUAUGCAAUCAUUUAUAUGCACGCUUCUUUAAUUUUUUUUAGAUUUUCCUGGAUGUAUAGUUUAAACAACAAAAAGUCUAUUUAAAACUGUAGCAGUAGUUGCAGUUCUAGCAAAGAGGAAAGUUGUGGGGUUAAACUUUGUAUUUUCUUUCUUAUAGAAGCUUCUAAAAAGGUAUUUUUAUAUGUUCUUUUUAACAAAUAUUGUGUACAACCUUUAAAACAUCAAUGUUUGGAUCAAAACAAGACCCAGCUUAUUUUCUGCUUGCUGUAAAUUAAGCAAACAUGCUAUAAUAAAAACAAAAUGAAGGAAAUAAUGAUUAACUGGAAUUAUUAUAGUAUUGAAAACAGUCUUUCAUAGAUUUAGGGAUAUUUUUAAGCCAUCGUUGCAUUAGGCGUACCUAAUUUACUUUGGAAAUGACAAGACUUGCCAGAAAUCUACAUUGAUAUUUGGGUCAGCUAAUUAUAAAUUUAUACUUUCAUUAUUGGAUUGAUCAUUAACUCCCUAAAUGAGAUAUAUUAGACUUUAUGUUUAUAGCAUGAUCUAAAAUUAUUUUUCAUUGAAUGUUGGUGAGCAUUUAUUAAGUGAUAACCACUUCGGGGAAAAUGUUUGGGUGUUUCGCGAAUUGGAUUCUAGCUACUUUAUAAUAAUUGUAGCUGGUAAUUUAUUAAGUAUGAUGUACCAGACACCGUUAAGGAGGCUGUGUGUCAACUCAUUCACUCUUCACAAACCCUGUGAGAAAAGAUACUUUUAUUUUCCGUAUAUCACAAAGCAACUGGGGCACAAUGAAAGGGCUGUAAGUGGCUGUCAGGAUUUGAGCCCAGGUCUGGUUCUUAGGGGGGUUUUUUGUUUUGUUUUGUUUUAUUAAGCAGACUAAUUUGAGAAAAGUAAAUUGAGGAGACAGCCCAAUGAAAUUAUUCUCGGUCUCUGUAUACAAC
Messenger RNA from Fukomys damarensis (Damara mole-rat), 3248 nucleotides. RefSeq names its product serine and arginine rich splicing factor 10 (gene Srsf10). The transcript is spliced from 6 exons. The record is from RefSeq and is a predicted model, not a curated record. Bases 139 to 927 code for a protein of 262 amino acids. Gene Ontology annotation, molecular function: RNA binding. NCBI's taxonomy places the organism in Eukaryota, Metazoa, Chordata, Mammalia, Rodentia, Bathyergidae.